GAAGUAGCCGUUGAGCUUGGGGCGACCGUUAGGCUCAGGCGUAGUACCAGCCGCCCGCCUCUUCAAACCCGCACCUGCUCUGCUCCGCUCCGCUCUGCUCAUCAUCAUCGUCAGGCUCGCCCACCGCCCCGGUGCACGACGACCAUGGUCGCCAGGAGCCCCAACGCCAAGGCCGACAGGCAGACGGCGGCCGCCAUCGCCGCUGCUGCCGCGCUCAACCCCGCCCUCGUCAGGGAGACCCUCAAGAAGAUGGACCGAUGCAUGGCUCGGCUCCAGGAGCUGCAGUACACGGUGGCCGGCGGCGCCAAGGUCGUCUCCGGCGUCAGCCUCAGCCCGCGCAGCACCCGCGGCUACCUCCGCACCAGCAUCCGCUGCAAGCAGGAGACCGUCAGGAUGAGGGCAACGCCCGCGAAGAGCAGAUCCCCCAAAGGCAAGUUCGGCGGCGCCGACGGCGCGGCGGCCCCGUGGCGGCGGAUGUCGUUGCCGGCGAUGCUCCUGGGCGAGACGGUGCUGGAGAUCGUCCAGGCCAGCCAGUUCGCGCGGGACAUCGUGGCGGUCGCCGACCCCCCCAAGACCCCGAACCCCGUCGCGAGGACCAAAAAGGCGACCGCGGAGCAGACGCCGCUCCGAGCGCGCCGCGCCAAGGAGAAGCAGAGCCAGCGUGGCGGCGGCGCCGCGCGAGCCGAGGCCGGCACGCCGCCGUCGCGCGGGCGCGUCCGGUCCCGGAUUCAGUUCAAGCCCGCCUCGCCUCUCGGCCGGCCGUCGUCGGUGGCGGCGAACAGGGUGUCCCCCAAGAACCGGCCCUGGGCCAAGAAGACGGUGAUGUUCCCCAAUCCCGCGUUCUGCGCCCCCACCUCCUCCUCCACCGCGUACGCCUCGCCGUCGUCGGCGAAGAAACAGAAGCGGUUCUCCAGCAGCCGGUCCCCUGUCCUGGCCCGGCAGACGCCGCACAAGUUCCUGGUCAAGUCGCCGCCCAGCGCUCUGGGGUCCAAGCUCAAAAGCCAGAGCAAAUUGCUGCCCAAUCCAAGGCCCGUCGUCGAUGUGUCGCCGCCAGGGAAAAGCCGGCGAUGCUCGUUCUCGCCGUCCAGGCUGGCCACAAGGCUCGUUUCACCAAUAAAGGCCAGGUUAUCCUUCGUGUCUCCGAUGAAAGCGAGGAGGACAUCGUCGCAUGGUGGCGUCGGCGGCGGCAGCAGCAGCAGCAUGAUGAGCGGGCUCAAGCAGCGACCCGUCGUCAGCUUGACGGCGCGCACCGUCUCGAGCAGGAUAUCAUCUUGAUGCGACGGCGCCGACUGUCUCCAGCAGGACAUCAGCUUGAUGUGAGGUGAUCACUCGUGGUGAUCUUCAGCGUCUUGCCAAGAAGACGAGCCUUACCAUACCCAAAACGGUGUGAGAUACUGUACAUGGCUUAGUGAUCUAUGGGUCACUCUGUUACAUUCUGCCUUUGGACUUUGGAGCAAAACUGAAUCUCGUUGUUUUCAUCAACCCAACAAUAUCUGUAAUUUCCUGGAUAAACAAGCACAUUUUUUCUACAGAA
Lolium perenne is the source of this 1534-nucleotide messenger RNA. Its product is annotated as microtubule-binding protein TANGLED1. Gene Ontology annotation, molecular function: microtubule binding. The record is from RefSeq and is a predicted model, not a curated record. Gene Ontology annotation, biological process: regulation of phragmoplast microtubule organization; cytokinesis by cell plate formation. Gene Ontology annotation, cellular component: preprophase band; microtubule associated complex. Lineage: Eukaryota; Viridiplantae; Streptophyta; Magnoliopsida; Poales; Poaceae.